Messenger RNA from Drosophila sulfurigaster albostrigata, 2817 nucleotides. RefSeq names its product G-protein coupled receptor Mth2. The transcript is spliced from 6 exons. Gene Ontology annotation, biological process: G protein-coupled receptor signaling pathway; cell surface receptor signaling pathway. Lineage: Eukaryota; Metazoa; Arthropoda; Insecta; Diptera; Drosophilidae. Bases 915 to 2651 code for a protein of 578 amino acids. Gene Ontology annotation, cellular component: membrane. Gene Ontology annotation, molecular function: G protein-coupled receptor activity. The record is from RefSeq and is a predicted model, not a curated record.
UCAGUUCGUUUGAGUUCGUCGCGCGUUGCGGCAGCGUCGCGGAAUUGAGAAAGAAAGAAACAACGUGUGGGAUAUUAGCAGCAAUGGAGUUGAUGAUAAUUCAUUAAUGAAUUCAAAUCAGUUUUUGCUUUCUUAAUUGCUAUGAUAAUCUAACCGGUUGAAACGAACGUCGCCCAACACGCAAACUAGACUCGGACUCGGACUCAGUGUAAACGCUGCUGCACGGGAAUUCCCUGUAAACCACAAUACGAAAUGUUUUGUGUAUUUUUGUUGAUCUUUUCGAAAUAUUGGUCAUUGUGAACAACCCCAUAAAGUUGUGCAUUGUGUAAUUAAACGCUCUGUUGACCAGUUCCAGUUUUGUUCAAGUGAGUUAACUUACAAGAGAGUUUGCAAAAAAAAAAUCAUAUUUGUGACAACAUUCACGGGUACUUGUCAUCCGAUGUUUAUCAACGUCCACAACAACAGCACCAACAACAACUCCAAUAACAUCGACAUCGUCAACAGCGAAUAUCAAGUUUGCGAAGUGUUUAAACAAAAAUAAAAUAAAAAAAAACCCCAAGUCAGCAGAAUUACUUUAAAAAGAACCGCGAAUCAAUGCGUUCAACUGUUGAGGCUGACUUGCAUACUGAACACUGGAGGGGUUAAUGUGAUUAGCUAUAUAUGUUAUAUGUGUGUUAAUAUGUUUAUGUAGAUACCCAGCUAUAGAGGUGCUCGAAUAUACAUACCAUAUUCUAUACUAUACACAAAACCUAUUCAAAUAGAAGGUUUUCAGCUUGCAAAGUGACAAAAGAUUUACUACGGAGAAGUCGUCGAGACAGGAACAAACAACUUGAUUGAAGCAAAUAUUCUACAUAUAUAUAGUGUAUAUAUACUAUAUAGAUCGACACAUAUAGCCUGCAAGUUGAGAGCACAAAAUGCAGAAGCCUGUUCACCACAGAAGUGGUCCACUCUACUGUGGCGUCACCUUAGUUGCCGUCGUCUUCCUCGUGCUCUUCCGCCUCCUCCCCGGCAGUCCCUUUGGUGUCCAUGCUCUAGGAGAUGAGGGCAACUUUCAUGAGCGAAAUGGCAUCCACACAAAGUGCAGUUUCUUCGACACGGUGAAUGUGACGGGAUAUCCUUCGUAUCCCAAUGGCAGCUACAAUUAUGAAGGCGUCUUGAUACCCAGUCAUUAUGUGGGCACAUAUGAUUACAUCUACAAGGAUCUCGUGGAUCGCGUUGAUGUUGAUCCGCACAUGCGUGGUUGCAUCUGCAAGCUGAAGCCCUGCAUCAACAUCUGUUGUCCUUGGGGAUACAUCUUCAACAACAGCGAGUGCUCCAAGGAUACGAGCAACAGAAUCUGGCCAGAGGCAACGAUAAAUGUAACGAUGCGCAAUCAAAGCGUUCACAAUGUAAAUAUCUACAAACAGUUUGUGGUGCAGAGCUUUAGACCAUGCACCGAAAUGUUCUCGCUGCUACCAGAGGCCAAUUACUAUGACACCUAUCAGCUGCAUGAGAAUGGAACUUUGUUGCGCGAGGAUGACAUGUUGUUCAUCUACAAGAAUGAGUUCUGUUUGGUGCCCACUUAUGUGAAUGAAUCGGACACUUAUUACACUCUCAAUCCCGCCAACUGCGACAUGUCCAACGAGAAGACUACGGUGAAGAUCAUCAAUGGAUUCGCCAUGCUCUUCUCCAUUCCCUUCAUGCUGCUGACCAUCGCGGUGUAUUUGUUAAUUCCGGAGCUGCGCAAUCAGCAUGGAAAAUCGUUGGUCUGUUAUCUGCUUGAUCUAAGCAUAGGUUAUAUGACGCUAUCAUGUUUGCUGCUUGUGCGCGACAUUGAACCCUCUGGAACCCCUUGCAAGAUGAUCGGCUAUACCGCGUACUUCUUCUUCAUGUCCUCAUUCUUCUGGCUGAACGUGAUCAGCUUCGAUCUGUGGCACAAUUUCCGUGGCACACGUGGCGUCAAUCGAUUCCACGAGAAGAAGCGUUUUCUGCUCUAUUCGCUGUACUCUUGGGGUUUGGCUUUGGUCUUCCUCAUCUUUACGUUCUCGGUGCAGGAAUAUUCGAAUUGGCCCCUUGAAGUCAAGCCGGGCAUUGGCGGUGGUCAGUUCUGUUGGCUGGAUAUGACGAAUUGGUCGGCGAUGAUCUAUUUCUUUGGACCCAUAAUCAUCAUCAUUGGAGCGAACACGACGAUGUUUGUGAUGACCGCCUUUAAAAUACAUGGCGUACAGCGAGAGAUGGCACGAAUAAUUGCCCGGGAGGACAGCACAAAGAAUCUGCGCACCGAAAAGGACAACAAUCCCAUCAGAUUCGGACUGUUUCUGCGACUGUUUCUCAUCAUGGGCGUCACUUGGUCGUCGGAGAUCAUCUCGUAUUUCGUGGGCGCCGACAAACAGUUUUCGAAGAUCUUUUACGUCUCGGAUCUGUGCAAUGCGAUGCAGGGUUUCCUCAUCUUUAUGCUCUUCGUGCUGAAGAAGAAGGUCAAGCAUCUGAUAUCGAACAGACUCUUGAAGCAAAAGUCACCCGGGUCGAGUCAAUCGACCUCAACGAACUCCACAUCGACGGAGAUAUCUGCGAAUACGCAACAGGAUAAGUUUAAGAUGAAGACCUCCCAGCAAACCAACGGUAAUGCCAAGAGGCCGCCAACAGCUGUGGCCAAGACCAGCUCAAAAUAAUGAUAUCGAACUAAUACAAGGCAAGAUGCUCGAGUGGACGCGAGGGCAGCAAUCAACGUCAAAGCCAGUACUCCACAAAGACCACAUCCAGCAGUGUGGCCAAUCUCUCGCUGCAGGAGAAAUCCUCAUCGGAAAAGCCUCUCGUCGAACAACAACAACAGCAACA